Molecule: messenger RNA, 2044 nt
Organism: Corylus avellana
Lineage: Eukaryota; Viridiplantae; Streptophyta; Magnoliopsida; Fagales; Betulaceae
Product: Haloacid dehalogenase-like hydrolase (HAD) superfamily protein
Biological process (GO): deoxyribonucleotide catabolic process
Molecular function (GO): 5'-nucleotidase activity
Source: RefSeq, a predicted model, not a curated record
GGGGAAAGGAAAAUCGGAAAUCAAGCCAGGAUAUUCGGCUAAACCAAACCCUCGAUUAAUUUAAUUAAUGCAGUCAGCGUAUAAAAAGUAGGAUCUUCUGUUGCGUCGAGAGAGAGAGAGAGAGAGAGAGCGCCGACCUUGGGGCUUUGGGGUUCGUCUUCGAAAUUCGAAAUCUACUAUUGUUUCGUUGCUGGGCUGGGCUGGGCUGGGACUCCUCGGGGCUUUGCAUAUUCCUGUUUUUUCGGGUUCAAGAGUUCAAUUUUGGUCGUGAUUUGCAUCUUUCCUUGUUGUUCCCUUUGAGAUCAGAUACUCCGUCAUUCACUUUCUCCCCCAAUCCAUAUAUUUUUGAUUUUGUAAAUUUCGGGACUCAUAUAAUACUUAUCUCCGAUCUCUUUCGGUGUCCAAAAUAAAUAAAUAUCCAAAGGGGGAUUGAUUGAUCAUUGGUUACUUUUGGGGGAUUUGUUUGGUUGUAAAUGUAAAGAGGAAGAGUAUAUUAUCGAUGGUUGUGUUAAUGUUAAGAAGAAUCGGUAGGCAUUGUUGGCAAGGUAUUGGUAGUAACCCUCCCAGUAGUGGCUGUAUGGUGUUUUGUGCUCAACAUAUAAUGGGUUCCAGUUGUUGUAUAACCCGUAAUGAUCCCGUUGGCUUCUUCUUGAGUAAGGGAUUGCAAUUGCACACCCUGUCUCCUCACUCUUGUACCACUUUUGUUAAUGGACGUGGACGAGGAGGAGGGAUUGCAAUUGGCAUUGGCCUCAACGGCCUCACUCUCAAAUGUUGCUUGAGGGACGAUGAUAUUGACGCCAUUGCUUUUCACAAGGGAAAGGUAAACCCCCCUCGUGCAUUCGCUGCGCACCACCUCCACUCGCUCCGUCUCCGCGAUUUCGACAUUGGUCUCCAAGAUGGCACUGCUACUGCUGACAACGCCACUGCCACUCCAAACCAAACUCAACAAGGGGCAUCCCACCGUGGAUUCCCUGACCGUCCUUUGCCCGAUAAGAUUGUUGUCGCCGUUGAUGUCGAUGAGGUUUUGGGAAGCUUUGUAUCCGCUCUGAACAGAUUUAUUGCGGAUCGUUACUUUUCAAAUCAUUCACUUUCGGAGUAUCAUGUCUAUGAGUUCUUCAAGAUAUGGAACUGUUCCCGUGAUGAAGCUACUAACCGUGUCCAUGAGUUCUUUAAAACAUCGUACUUCAAGACAGGGAUCCACCCCAUCCCAGGUGCUCGGAUGGCGCUUAAUAAGUUAUCGAGAGUUUGCAACCUAUCAGUUGUGACGUCGCGACAGAAUGCAAUCAAGGAACACACAAUUGAUUGGAUUGAGAAGCAUUAUCCGGGACUGUUUCAGGAGAUUCACUUUGGCAACCACUUUGCUUUGGAUGGAGCUUCUAGGCCUAAGUCAGAACUUUGCAGCAGGUCCUUAGGAGCUAAGGUUCUGAUUGAUGACAAUCCAAGAUAUGCUAUUGAGUGUGCUGAAGUUGGAAUCAGGGUUCUACUUUUUGAUUAUGAGAACUCGUAUCCUUGGUGCAAGACGGAGUCUGUCGAUCAACAUCCUCUGGUCACGAAGGUUCGUAAUUGGGAAGAAGUGGAGCAACAGCUAAUCUCUUGGAUUGUCUCUUAGUUGCAUAAUCCUAUCACUAAAAUUUACUAUUCACCAUCACUUCAUCAAGAUAUAUUACUGAUUCUUAUUCCCAGAACAUCUGAUGGAUGCUAAAGUAAGUAUUCUUAUACACAAUCUGGUCCUUGGUGGAGCGGCUGAAAGGAGUCCAACCAAACAGGAUUGUGGGGUCUGUGCUAGUACGAAAUUCUUAAAGGCGAAGUGACUUUUUUUUUGUUUUUGCUAGCAACGGGGGAAGUGACACUGUCAUCUUUCCCACUUCUUGAGCCAUGUAGACAAAAAUAUUUUUCAUGUAAAAUUUUGGGUUCAGAUUGUUAGAUAUGGUGAGAACAUUGAUGUAAUUGUGCAGUCAUUAGCAGGUUAAAUUUACUUCAUAUUGGUGUUUGUUUUGGUCAUAUAGCUUGAAGUAAACUGGCAAUGUCAAGGCUCGUUUGUUUU